Molecule: messenger RNA, 1704 nt
Organism: Emiliania huxleyi CCMP1516
Lineage: Eukaryota; Haptophyta; Isochrysidales; Noelaerhabdaceae
Exons: 5
Coding region: 129-1514 (461 amino acids)
Source: RefSeq, a predicted model, not a curated record
CGUCCCGUCGGCCGAUAACUGCCCUAUACCCAACGCCGGAACCCAGCCUGCGCUGGCGCUCCCCACGAUAAACCAGCGCACCGAGGAGUGGUGUCGAGCAUCUACCACGCACACACCCACGCGCACACAUGCUGCCCAGCGAGACGCGCCGACGCAUCGCUCUCGCCGACGCCAAGAAGCCGACGGCGCAGCACGCGGGGAAUCAGGGCCUCGUCGACGUCUUCUGGGUCCUCGCGGACGCCACCUUCAAGGCGGAGCCGGAGAACGCCGGCACCAAGGGCUCGGCUUACCGCAAGGCGGCGCAGGCGUUCGCCGCCUGCGCCUUUGCCGUCACCGCCGAGACGGUCAGUAUCUCUGGGGAGAAGAAGCUCGCGAAUGUCGGCAAGGCGUCCUUCGAAAAGAUGGCCGCCUUCCGAGCGACGGGCUCCAUCCCGAAGCUUGUGGCGUACCAGGCGACGCUCGACGGUGCGGACAGUUCAACAACGCCGACAGCGCAGGUCGCGAGUGCGCCGCCGGCAGCGCAGCCGACAGCGCCGCCGGCACGGCCGACAGAGUCUGCAGCGUCGGCAGCGCAGCCCGCAGCGCCGGCAGGGCAGCGGGGUGCGGGCAGUGCGCCGCCCACGGUUCCCCUUGCACCUGGCGCGACUCGAGUCUGGCUCGGCACCGCGCCGGCGCGCGGCAGGCGACCGCCGACCAUCGCAGACAUGUGCCGCUUCUGCGUCGCGCGCCGGCGGCUCUGCGCGUACUGCGACCAGCACAACGCCAACGAGCGGGAGGGUCGCAUUGUCCACGCCAUCCCCCUCGGAGGGCUGGGCUGCGGUGUCUGCGGCGAGUGCGAAGACUGCCGGGCCGCAUCAGUCGUGCCGGGCGAGCGUGCUGUGUACGUGUCUCCGCUCCUGCUCAAGGGCAGGGGGGGAGGGAGUGACUUGCCCCACCACCCUCGCUGCUUUGCGGAGCACAUGAUGGUGGACUAUUCGCCCCGCGGGCCCGCCGAGGGCAGUCUCAGACUGGUCGCCAUCUCGCUCAAGCACAACGGCGAGGUGCAGCAGGCCGCGUGUGUGCCUCUGCUGGAGGCGCGCACCUUCCUUGCGUCUCUGUGGGCUGCCUGCGCCGCCGACGGCCGCCCCCUGCUGGGCGAGGAGGGGCCCUGGAGAGAGGACGGCCCCUUGGCGGCGUCUCUGUUUGGCGACCGCGCCAUCGUUGCGCCGGCGCAGCGCGCGUGGGCCAUCGACGCUCUCGAGGGGGCUGCGGCGCCCGCCUCGCCGCCGCCCGCGGCAGGACGGGGCUGGGCGAAGCGCGACUGGACGAGAUUCGUGGCGGAGGAGAGGGACGGCCCGCUGUCGCCGGCCGGGAGGCACGGGCAGAUGAAACGCGCCGCGUCGCGCGACCUCUUCCCGAAGUACUACCCGAUUCACUGCCCCGGCGGGGCGUGCGGCAGCGGCCGUGGCGCCACGGCCGCACGGGCCGACCGCGGUCUCCGCCAGCCGACGCUGUCCUUUUCCGUCAUGUCGUGAUCUUCUCACCGAUCGAUCACCGACGGAUCGGCGUCGUUGUGGCAUGCGUGGCGCGGCGCGCCCCGCGGCCGCGCGGCCCCUGGGAUACGUUGUCACGUACGUCUACGUGGUUCAGGUAGCUGAAAUAGGGUAUUGUGUACACCUCUCGGCUAUCAUGGGCCAAGUGUCGUUGUGAGACUCUUUUCAUUUC